This is a messenger RNA of Podarcis lilfordi (Lilford's wall lizard), 35698 nucleotides long. NCBI's taxonomy places the organism in Eukaryota, Metazoa, Chordata, Lepidosauria, Squamata, Lacertidae. The record is from the annotation of a GenBank genome assembly.
AAGCGCCGCCCUGCGCGCCGCCCUCACGCCUCAGCCCCUCACGGCUCGGCCCGGUCUUCGCGCCUCAAGCCCAGCCAGGCCGCUCGCCGGCCCGAAACUCGGGGCUGUGGAAGGGAAAGCUCCUCUCCCCCCCCCCGCCAACACACGGAGAGAACGGAGAGGGAAGGGCGGACAUGGCGACGGCCGCCGUCCUCAGGGAGGCCGCGGCCGGAUAUGCGUGUACGCCUCCCUCCGCUGUGGGCCGCCACCGGCGCAGCUGACUCGGCCCGGCCCAGCCCAGCCUGCCGAGCAGGAGCCGAGAGAGGCGAGGCUGCGCUUCCCCGCCCGGCCAUGUAGAGGGGGCCCGCCUCGCUUAGGCCAGCUCAGGAGACAGCCGGCCGCCUCAGCGUGAGGGGAAAGAAGGAAGGGGGGGGGGGGAAGCUUCGCCUGACAGAGGGAGGGACGAGAAGGCGGCGGCGGCGGCAGCAGGAGCCGCGCUGCCUUGUGAGGCGAGAGGGUCGCGGGGGUUGGGUGGAGCCGCGGGGCGCCAUGGAGGACAUUAACUCCAACGUGAACGCCGACGCCGAAGUGCGGAAGCUGCAGGAGCUGGUGAAGAAGCUGGAGAAGCAGAACGAGCAGCUCCGCAUUCGCAGCGCCGCCGGGGCUCCGGGAGGCAGCCCCAAACGGCUGCUGGGCAACAACCACGGCGGUGGCGGCGGAGGGUCGGGAGCCUGCACGCCGCCUCUGGCCGCGACGGCUACCGGCGCCCCGCAGUCGCCUUCGCCGCCCUCGCCCGCCGCCAACGCCAGGAGCAGCCCUCUGCUGCUGGGGCUCGAGAGCCGCUGCCUCGGCCCCAACAAGGCCGGGCCCAGGCGGCCUCCGCCGAGCGAGGAAGGAGCCGGAGGAAGCGGCUCGGAGGUGUCGGGGGGAGCCGGCGAGAACGCCAGCCUCCUGGACGAAGUGGAGCCCCUGAAGCCCGACGAGCUGGAGCGGCUGGCCGGCUGCGGGGAAGACGAGACCGGCUGGUGAGGAGGAGUGGGACGCGGGUCUGGGUUUAUUUAUUCCGGUCCAAAUGCGGUGCCUCCUCCAGGUUGCACGCAGUUGGGCCGCGAAGACUCCCUGUUUUGCGCUUGGGAGGGUUAGGAUCGCACGCUGCCUCUCAGAUCGGCGACCCCCAAGAUCGAAGGCCUUGCCUUGCGGGGUCUCCCGGAGGAGAGCCAGGGUUCCCGGUGCUGUCGCAGCCCAAGGGGCCCGAGAGAAGCGGCUUCCCUACGGGGCUCUUGCCGUGGUUUCUUGCACCUGGGAGGCUCCGCACAAAUCUGGGAGUUGCAGACCUUAACCUUCUCUUGGAGGAGAGCCUUGUUUUGGUUCCUUUCUAGGGAAGGGAAGGGAAAUCUACCCAAUAUUCCCGAGGGGUAGAGAAUCCCUUUGUCCUUUCUCCAGCAAGCGGCGGCUUCAGGGUACUUUUGUUAUAGCAACCCAGAACCACAGCGGCAAAGGACACCCAUUCAGAUUUUUUUGUUGGGCGGUGCACUGGGGAUCUUCAGAUUUCUAAAUGAUGAGAUCCCUACUUGAGCGUUUAGCGGCCUGCUUCUGUAGUCUCUGAAAUAUUUCACAAAUUCACAAGUCCAUAAAUUCUCACUCUUAAAUCUCUCAUAAAUUUCUACACGUUCCAGGAAAAGGUGGUUAAAUCCUUUACUCAUGGGCAUGCUAGUAUUUCGUGUUCUAGGUAACUAGGGAUGUGUUACGUAUUCUAGGAUCGUAGUAAGGUUUAGUGCUUUGGGCCCCUAAGCUAUCUCACUUUAAAAGUUACAGGCAUUUGUGCCCUUUUUGAAUUGACGUUCUCAUUCUUCUUGAGCGAAGAUGCUCAACGUUUCAUUUUAGUGAAAAGAAUGCUUGAAGUGAACUCAGAAUAUGCCUGCAAAGGAUAUGGAAGGUAGACCAAGAAGACAGAUCAAUAUUCUUUAAGACUUUUUGAAUCCUUUACACACACACACACACACACACACACACGUAUAUAUUUUAGUGAUUCCCAAAAUGGUGGCUUAGAACUGAUAGGUAUAUGAAUGAAAUCUCAUGGGCAGGCUACCAAAGCAAAUUACCUGACUACAAAAUACUAUGUGAUUAUCAAAGAUCUAUGUGCACAUGAAAUCAUCCCUUUUCCCUUUAAAGGAGAUGUACGGGAUAACUUCCUCCUUUCUUGCUCACUGCUUGUGUAUAUAUCAAGCUAAGUUUGUACAGGUCCCCCUCAUAAUGUGUGGAUAUACAUGCAUUUUGCAGUUGUGUACAAAGUUCUUUUAUAAGAACCGAUCUUUAUGUGUGAUGCAGUGCAAGAGGGAGUUCCGUCUCCUUAAACAGAGAAGUAUUUUUUAAAACAAAGCUUCAACUUCUGGGGCAUCACUUCUAUGAAAAGUUUUUGGAGCUAGGCUGCAUUAUAAAGGAGAACCUUCAGGAUUGUGUAGUAUAUUACAAAAACAGUUGGUUUAUGUUACAUUUGUAAAUUGCCUUGAAACACAUGUAAAAUGUGAUUCAUAAAUUGUGUUGUUUUAAUUACUUAUCAAUUUAAUCAUAGCUAGGAGUGGCUUAAGGACAUGGGUGGCGCUGUGGGUUAAACCACAGAGCCUAGGACUUGCCGAUCAGAAGGUCGGCGGUUCGAAUCCCCGCAACGGGGUGAGCUUCCGCUUCUCUGUCCCUGCUCCUGCCCACCUAGCAGUUCAAAAGCACGUCAAAGUGCAAGUAGAGAAUAGGUACCGCUCCGGCGGUAAGGUAAACGGCGUUUCCGUGCACUGCUCUGGUUCGCCAGAAGCGGCUUAGUCAUGCUGGCCACAUGACCUGGAAGCUGUAUGCCAACUCCCUCGGCCAGUAAAGUGAGAUGAGCGUCACAACCCCAGAGUCAGUCACAACUCGACCUAAUAGUCAGGGGUCCCUUUACCUUCAAGAGUGGCUUAAAAUGGAAAUUCUUGGGUUCUUUCCAAGCCCCUCCUAUUGCAACCUGGUUCACGUAAUACUAAGCUUAACCAUGGCUUAGCAUGAACAAGCAAAUGUGUAGAUUCCUGGAGACAAGGUUGUGGGCUCUUUGUUCCUCUGCUUGUCCUGCCACUGUCACACUGCUGCAAGCAAAGUUGUGGUUUGACUUAUUAUUUAAGUCCAAACCCAGACUUGUUUAUCUUGAUCCAGUAAAACUAUGACAUGCAGUGAAAGUUUGUUCUUUGCUUUUCCACUAGUACUUUAUCUGAGUGAGACAAACCAUGAUCCUAAGUUCAGACCUAAUGCUGCCAAACCAUGGCUUAGCUCGCAGCAGCAGCAGCAAGACCUGUGAAGAAGUGAAGUGACCAUAAUCUUCUCUCUCAGAACGUACAUAUUUGCGCUAAGUCAUGGUUUGAAUUAGCAUGGCAUGUGAAUUGUUCUUGUAUGUCUUUAUCCAGCCAGGAGACAGUGUAAAUCUCCUUCUCCCCUUCCCUCAGCCACUGAAGGACCAUGAGAUUGCUUGUUUUUGAGGGACACUGAAAUAACCAGACCUCUUCUCCUGCUGUAUCUUUCUCUUGACAAACUUGGCUGUUUCCCCGCCCCUUUUUCCCUUGGACUACCUUACCUGAUGAAGAGGGAGACUAACCAGGGGUUAUUUAUGUCCAUUUUAUGAUCUUCAAUACACUUGAAGUUCUUAUUCUCAUUUUCUUGAAAAUGUCUAGAUAAUGGUGAAUACAGUGGUACCUUGGAUUAAGUACUUAAUUCAUUCCGGAGGUCCGUUUUUAACUUGAAACUGUUCUUAACCUGAAGCACUACUAAUGGGCCACUACUAAUGGGGCCUCCCGCUGCCGCCGUGCCGCCGGAGCACGAUUUCUGUUCUCAUCCUGAAGCAAAGUUCUUAACCUGAAGCACUAUUUUGGGUUAGCGGAGUCUGUAACCUGAAGCGUAAGUAACCUGAAGCGUAUGUAACCCGAGGUACCACUGUAUAGUGACAAAGUAGGAAGUACAGGCAACGACCAUUUUGCGCAUGUUCAAAUAAUGUACAGGCGCAUUGCCACAAACCCAGAAGUGGCAGGAAAAGUGGGUGGGAUGGGGCAGGCUUCCGCAGUCACAUGUGUUGACCCAGAAUGCAACCCCAGCACAAAUCGGAGAUUGCCUGUAAUUCAGAUAUCUCUCAUCUCAGCAGUUUGGUAUUGCUGCUGCCAGUGCUUCUAUGAUUGCUAUGCAGAGUUGUAGGUGUCAAUUACUCUGAUAAGCAUGCCUGACAGUGGUGAGUUUCCGAAUGUGAAAACACAAAGACGAGUCCGUAGUCCAGUGGGAGAAAAGGUCCUUGAUUCCUGACCUCUCCAGGUAGAGCUGGGAAUGUCCCCAGCCUGAAACCUUCAUGAAGUGCUGCCAUUCAGUGUAGAGUACUGGGCUAGAUUGACUGAUGGUCUGAUUUGGUAUAAGGAAGCUUUCUUUAUUUUUCAACACCAGGAAGUCUUCCUCAGUCAUAAUAGGCAACAAGUAUCCUUGGAAGUAUAUAUUGUACCUGAAAUUAGUUCCACCUUUCUUUCUGUGUUGCUUAAACCAAAGCACAAUUUUGGUAAGCAGCAUUUAUCAGUUUUAAUUAAUUUAGCCAUGUGGACUGCCUGAAUGCAAAUUGCAUUUUUUUUUUGUAUCUUUACCUCAUUUCAAACUAAUUAAACUACAUCUCUCACACACACACAUACGUGUGUGUGUGUGUGUGUGUGUGUGUGUGUGUGUGAGAAUAGCUUUUCAGGCAUACAACUCUGUUGUCCUCUUAAAAUAUUGCAUUCAUUUUAAAUGGGUACAACCUUCUAAUUAGACUGACAUGCUUAUAGUUGAGGUAUUAGAGCAACUGUCCUGUCUCAGUUAACAGCAAAGAUGAAUCACUAGACUAAUUUAGUGAUUGUGAAGCAGUUGUGGGUGAGCUUGUUCUAACUUUAUUUUCUAACAAACUCAUUAUGUGUUUUGAAUGCUCAUUGUGAAAUGAGCCACUCCAGUGCAAGGCAGAUAUUUCUCUUGACAUUUUGACAUCUAAGAUUGUCUUGUUCCAAUGCGCCUUUGACAAGCUUAACUGAAAAGUGUCGGCUCCUCAUUUUAUGAUGUGGCUCUGUUCCAUCAUUCCUUGUUUUAUUUAGGCUAUUUAUGUAACUUGUUUUAUUCUUACAUAUUAAACUAUGUUUGUUAACUGUUUUGGGGUCCCACAUUGUGGUAUAGCAAGGCCAAUAUUUCAGUUUUGCUUUUUAUGAUGACUAAAAUCAAAACAAAGAAGUUAAGGACAGUAUUUGCUUUUGAAUACAAUUACUUGGGUGUUUCUACUAGUAUGAUAAUAUCAAGGCUUAGGUCAUGCUUUGAGAGAAAUUGCAUGACAGUGUUAGAAUGAGUCACUAUUGCAUUCAUGGGAUAGAAAUUUUAUCUAAGACCAACCUAGGUUAAAAUCCCACAUGGCAGUUGAAUAUGGACUUGGUGCUGCUAAUGUAAUGCAUGUGGUUUUGUGCAGUGUUCACAGAUGAUAGACCUCAACCAAAUGCCAUCCCAUAUUUUCCUAUUUAACCUGACUUUACUAUUUACCCAGAAAAUGAAGUAAGUGAAAUAAACCUCCUGAAACAAUAAAUCCAAAUUAAAUUGGAAAGCACGGGAUGGCACUUUGAUGAAGACACUAUUCUGUGGCACUGCAAGAAACAUGCAUGUUCGAGGAGUACACAGUCCAUAGAAAACUGCUAUAUGAAAGCACCCCCAGCUGCAACUACAAGGAUUUGCGGUUCUGUAUGAGAAAAGAUUUUGGUCAAGAGUGUAAAAGUUGGCACAAUGAAGACAAUGACUUCAAGCAAAUAACAUCCUCUACAGUUCUUACCCAUAGGAUGAUAGUGCUAAUGGAUAGGAGAUGACUGAUGAAAUCUCAGAAGCUGACUAGCAAGUAGACAUACUCACCUAAGUGCAAUAUGCUCAGUGAUGUGAAGGAAGAAUGUGAGUGCUCUGUGUAGAAGAGUUUGGAUUUGAUAUCCCGCUUUAUCACUACCCGAAGGAGUCUCAAAGCGGCUAACAUUCUCCUUUCCCUUCCUCCCCCACAACAAACACUCUGUGAGGUGAGUGGGGCUGAGAGACUUCAGAGAAGUGUAACUAGCCCAAGGUCACCCAGCAGCUGCAUGUGGAGGAGUGGAGACGCGAACCCAGUUCCCCAGAUUACGAAUCUACCGCUCUUAACCACUACACCACACUGGCUCUGUAAUGUAUUUCAUUCUUCUCUACCAGCAUGAUUCCUGCUUGGCUUGUGCUCAUCCCCCUCCUAGGAGAAGAGCAAUCUCCAGAAGGGAAGUCUGUUUCUCUUAGAGAAAUGACUUCCUAUUCUUCAGCUUCUAGUUUCUAGUCUAGAAGUGCUUGAAGACAGGCAGAUAUUUAAAAUGCCUCUCUUUCCAAGGAGUUACAUCUCUCUCUCUCUCUCUCUCUCUCUCUCGCUCUCUCGUGGUUAAAUAUCAGUGUUAGGGCUUUUUUGGUUGUAGCAUCCCACUUUUGGAAUUCUCUUACCAGAGAGACUCAACUUUGGCCUAUGUAACCUUGCCAAUGCCAGGUGAAAACAUUUGUACUCUCCCAGGCCUUAUUUAUUUAUUACAUUUAUAUACAGUGCUAUCUUUUCUUCCAAUAAGCUCGACGUGAUGUAAAUGGUUCUCCUCCUCCCCAUUUCAUCCUCGCAACAUUAUCCUGUGUUUUCGUUGGUGUUGUCUUUUGGGAACUGUUCUGGAAACUUUCUGCUGAAGGAGCAGUAGAGAAAUCCCUUAAAUAUGCUGCAUAAACAUGGGCUCAUUCAGGUUUACUUGCUAGUGACUUAAGUUCUGCAUAAGCCAGAAAUAUUAUCCAUGUUUCAAAAUGGCUGUAACAUUCCAGAUAUUAAUACAGCAUAAUGUUACUAAGGAAUGAGUGGAAACAUAUUACAUAAACAGCAAAUGACAGGCAAUAUUACAGUCAACACUGAUCCUUCAUUGGCAGUGAGGGAUAGUUUGGCAAUUUAAUUGGUCCAUACCAUUCGGUGACUUGCAAGUUUUAUUUAUUUUUACAAGCUGCUAUUUAGUUGUAUGGCCAUGCUGAUUCAAAAAUACCUUGCAGCAGCACUAUAUCUUUAAAGACAUUUUAUAAAGUAUGCAUCUUUCUGCCAUUCAUGUAGUCCUCCUUUCCCUUUUACCUGACAUAAAUGCUCUGGAAAUGUUGUUUACCCCUUCUGUCACUCCAGGGUGUUUUCACUCAUGAUGUAACUAGAAGACAUUUGCACCAGCUUGCCAGGUAUCACCAUCAAACUAUGUUAUCAUCAUGCUAAAAAGUAUAUUGAAAGAAAUAUUAGCUAGCCAAGAAAGUGAAGCAUUAAAACCCUGUUUAAAGUCUUCAGUGUUAAUUUUGGGAGGACCCAGGAACAGAUUGUAAUAUAUGUACCUUUAAAAAGAAAAAAGCAGAUGACAUUUUUAUCAACUAACUACAGUUUAGUGGAAGUGAGUGACUUCCCAUUAUGUUUUGGUCUUUAAACAGCUAUAGAAACCCUCAGAGGUUAUUUGUAUCUGGAAAAAGUUGUGGACAAGGACUGCUUGCUCAUCUAUUUCCCCACUAACUGCUUUUCCACAGAGGUUUGGUAAUCCCAAGAUGUUCCCCGGUUGUUGGUUUCAGCCCAGUGUUUAUUUCACAAACAUGGGGCUGGAACCUAGGUAGUAAAUUUCAGGAUGAAAGUUACUGGCAAGUGAAGGGUUAAGCACUUGUUUGUCUCCCACAGCUUCUUCAAGGACGAAAUAUCCAGCAUGCUAAUGUUACACACCUGUGACGUAACACUUAGACCUGGUUCAUAGAUCACAUUAAACCAUGGCUUACCAUUACAUCUGAACACAGCUCAGUGCUUUAACUAUGGUUUGUUAGUGAAAACAAGCCAAAAUUUGUUGGCUUACUGACCUUAACUGUGGUUUGGUGUUGCAUGUGAGCAUGGGGACCACCUUAAGAGUGGUUAAUUUCAUUACCCUGCCCAAAUUUCUCACCAAGCAACAGAGAUGCUUGGUAAGAAUGCUGGAAAACAAAGAAGUCCUCCUCUCUUCUUGCUGCUGCCUUUCCUAAAUUUGAUGUAGUGAGGCAGCAGCCAAAAUAGAUUUUUUGGGGUCAGGCAUAUUAUUGCAUGCCACCCAAAUCUCUGAGCAGUGUGAGAUUUCAAGGUUUCCAGGCACUUACCUAGGGUUCAUGUUUCCUUUGGAAUGAGGCACAGCGGAGACUGUGGAGUCUUUAUGAUAAAUAGUUUACUUGAACAUCUAUACAAUCUGAGCCUAUGAUGGAGGGGUUCACAGUAUUAACACCCUUAAAGGAUCUUGCUUACCUCAUAGUCACAGCCUUAGAUUUCAACAGAAAAUCCGGCAUCUCCCAGCUUCCUAGCCUGUCUCCCAGCCUGCAGUCUCCCAGCUUCUAGCUCACAUAACAACAUUCAACUCUUGCCUUUUUCUUUCUAAGUACCAGCCAGUUGAGGGAGGGGCGGGCACAUAUUUUGUAUCUGGCACAGAACCUUUCCCUUUGUUACCUUAGUGGCCCAUACUUGGAGGGUCAUUACUUCAGCAGGAAGUUAGCAUGACUAUUCCAGGAAUUGAAUCCAUUCUGAAUUAGAAGGGGGCUCAAGCAUACAGCCCACCCCCUCCCUAAAUUCAUAACAUUAUUAACAUUUGAAUUUUUUCAUUUAUGCUGCAAAGGGUGUAAUUAGAUUAAACAAAGCCUCAUUCUAUGGUUUCUCUUUCUGUGCCAGUAUUUGGAGCCCUAAGUAUAUUGAGAAGGUCUAUUUAAUGUUGUAAUUUAGCUCCUAAUAUGAUCCUGUCACUUUUAUAAUUGGUAUUAAUCACCAAUAUAUUCUUCGAAGUUAGCUCAGAUAUGUGUGUGUCUGACUCUCUGCCUAACUUGUUAAAUGUUUGAGGGUUCAUUGCUGGGAAGUUCCGGCUUUUACUUAAUGAGAUUUUAUGUGGCUUUUUCUGUUUAAGCUGCUUUCAUAUAAAUGUUCCAGAUUAAAAGUUUGAAGCUGUAAGAGGCCCAAAUAUAGUUUCUGUGCUCCAUUUUUAGCAUGUUAGGAAUACUUGAGGCAUGCAGUGCUUAGUGUUGUAGUUAUUGCUUGGUUUAUUGGGGUUUUUUUGACUAGUUAAAAAUCAUAUAUUUCACAGAUGUAAAUAUUUGGGUUUACAGCAUGUUGGGCUGUUUCUAGACUUGCACAUGUGGAAGUCCUAUCUGUGCAGUAUAGCUUUUCUCGCCACCUUCCCUCUCCUGAGCAGGGGGGUGGGGACAUUUGGGACUUGCAUGUGAUGCGGCAUACACGGAGCUCCGGCCUCAACUCAUUUUAGCCAUUUCCUCCAUUCCUGCUGUACCAUCUCAAACCACCUCCCAUGCCAUUGCUGAUAAUUUCCUAACCCUCAGGAGAGACUUGGGGGGGGGGGGUUUCUACAGCCAGCAGCAGGAAGAAGCAGGCAGGGAAGCCCUGUGAUGUGAACAGAUUCCUGCUUGUGUUUGGAAUCCACAUUUUCUUCAUUCAAAUUUGACCUCAUUCACACACACACAAACACACACACACACUUGAAACUGAAUAUCAAGUCUGCUUGUUCUCAUCCAUACCAGUGGGUGUUCCCUUCUGCAUUUAUCACUGCAUUCCAAAUUGUUGAUUCAAAUACGUAAAUCUGACAAAAAACGGCUGUGUGUUCAUGAAUUAGCAGAGCAGUUUGCACACCUUUUUUUAAAAAAAAAAUUGUGCCCACCUAGGGGUUGCACAGUAGCACACACAUGGGAAUUUCCAGUUUCAUACAAAUUUGGUAUGUCGUCGGUUUACCUUAUGUUCAGUUCGAAAACGGCAAGUAUUUCCCUUUCCAAAACAGUAAAAUGGUUGUGGGACAAUCCAUACAGUAAUAUACAGUGAAAUCAUGGGGAGAGGGAAUGAAGCAGGGAGAGCUGAAGUAUUGCACAGAUCUGAUUGUUGUUGGUUUAAAAAAAAACAAAAUCACAACAAAGGUGGUCUCCCAGGAAAUAGCCCCCCCCCCCACUGGUGGGACAUAACUGACAUUAAGAAGAUAAAGUAUAUAAAAAAGAAAAGGUAAAGGACCCCUGGACGGUUAAGUGCAGUAAAGUCGACUAUGAAGCGUGGCGCUCAUCUUUCUUUUCAGGCCAAGGGAGCUGGUGUUUGUCCACAGACUUCUUUCCAGCUCAUGUGGCCAGCAUAACUAAACCGCUACUGGCCCACGGAACAUAGUGACAGAAGCCAGAGUGCAUGGAAACACCAUUUACCUUCCCGCCACAGCGGUACCUAUUAUCUACUUGCACUGGUCUGCUUUUGAACUGCUAGGUUGGCAGAAGCAACAGGAGCUCACCUUGUCACACGGAUUCGAACCACCAACCUUCCAGUCAGCAAGCCUAAGAGACUCAGUGGUUUAGACCACAGUGCCACCCGCUUUUUUUUAAGGGAGCUAGAGGUGCUGAAAUAUACAGAAAGUACUCCUUAAAUGCAGAUUCUUCUGAUCGAUUUGAAUCUUUUUAGAAGCAGAAGCCAUAGGCUUUUCCUUGUUAUGUAUCUAUUGAAAGUCACCUACAAUCAGAAAUGCAUAAGUACUUCAUUGGCCAUCCAUGUCUGAACAUUGUGUUGGAAUGGGAAUUUUCCUUAUUUUAUAUUGUCAUUUGAGGCCAUGGUUUCAAGAGAGCAGGGAUAACCUACCACAAUCUGAUACACAUUUUCUUGCUUACAUUCCUAUUGUCAGUCAGUAGUGUAUCUGCUGUUGGUUAUUCACCUGUUGACUUGUUUUCAGGAGUACUGAGGAAAGCACAUGUUAAAAAUAGCAAGUCUUGACCUGUGUUCCCUUCUUAAAGGAAGAAAAAUCAUACAAGUUCCAAGAUUUUAAUUUAUGUAUUUUCAUUUAAUAUUGUGGUGUUUCUGUCUUCAUUAGGUUGUAUGCUUCGCCAAAGAAGAAAGUGACUCCAUUGCAUAAAUGUAUUAGCCCACUGGUUUGGUGCAGACAGAUAUUGGAUUAUCCAACUCCAGAUAUUGAAUGUGCUAAAAAAUCAUUGAUCCAUAGGCUUGAACAGACAAUGUCAGGUGAGUUUGUGAAUAAGCGUUAUACUAAUAAAAUAUACAAAAUAAUAUCAGAACUUGAUUUUUAAAAAUAGUUAUGAUCCUGUGAGAGUUAGUUUUAAAUUCAGUUGACUUCAGGGGGAAUAUAUACUUGAAGUACUUGUAGUAAUGUAAAAUUUCUGGAAAUUUUUCCAGGUUAAAAAACCAAAAACAGGUAUAGUUUAUUUAGAAAAAAUAAGUUACAAAUAAGUUUUUGUUACAAAUGGAGCUGUAGGGUGCUGAAGCAUAAGGAGCCUAGCAUCUCUGUGGUUUUGCCAGUUUAUGAGGAGCAGGCAAAAAACAAUAAAACCAAAAUGACCAACCUUAUAGUUAAAAAUAUAUUAUUUGCUCUGAAAAAUCUCUCUCUAAGCUGUCACAAUUUGUUACUUCAUAUUUGCCAACAUAUUUACCAUGGACUUCUAAAAACCGAAGAUUUGCCCAGAUUGAAACAAGCUUCUGUACUUUCAUAUGUCAGUUUAUGUCUUUUUCUGGUGUUUCCAAACAUAGACCAGUUUAUUUCACAUGCUGCAGAAGAUGAAUCUGGAGUACAUAAAAAAGCAAGAGGGGUUGGGGGCUGUGUUGUGCAAAACCCUUGCCAUCAUGUUGCAGGAGGGAGACACUUGCCAGAAUCCCAGAUUGCAUUCAUUUGCCAAAUAUGUGAAGAUGUUCUAUAUUCUGCACAUGAAAGUACCUUUCUAAUAUCAAGCUUCUUGAUUUUCCUUACGAAAAUGGUUGAAACCCCAUUGGCCCAGGACCCUUUAAUUCUUUUCCCUCCUUUAAUGUCACAACUGUUCAAACUGAAGUAUUUAGCUCAGUACUUGUUACUUUUUAUUUAUUCCUUUUUCCUUUGAUCUUCCUCCGCUGAGCUCAAAAUGGUUUGUGGUUCUCUUAAUACUCCAUGAGAUUAAGGCUUACAGCCUUAUGACAUUUAAAGUAAACAAUUAGCACUGGAACACUGUUUUCCGCCCUCUCUUUUAUACAGCUCUCAAGAGACACAGCCUUUAUAGUAAUCCGUUCAGCACUGUCAAUUAUGCAAACUCCUAUAGUCCAAAUGCUGGCAGUCCCUACAGCAGUAGCUUCAACUCUCCUUCCUCCACACCAGUGAAACCUCCUUUAGUAAAACAGCUCAUACUUCCUGGCAACUCAGGUAAGGGUCUCAAAAAUAAUGAUCAGAUUGUAAAACAACUGUGUAAUUCCUGUUUUGCUUUAUUCUUGCAAUAGUCCUGUGAAAUAUAUAAGGCUACCUUAGACUACAACAAGUGGUCCCUUCCAUAUGGCCAGAAAGACAGCUUGGGCAACAUUUAUUUAAAGUUUCCUUUAAAGUCAUAUUUUUGUGUUCCGUGCCAUUGCUAUUUCUGAACAGCUAUGUGUUCCAUGCCAUUCCAUUGCUAUUUCUGAACAACUAUGGUCAGUUUCAAAACAUGCCACCUUCAACCCAUGAGCUAUGAGUUUAAACUAAACUGUAGUUGGUGAUAAACCAUGGUCCUGAGUUUGGAUGCACUAAUAAGGCAACUUUACAGAAAAGUGAAAGUAAUUUUUGUAUAAGCUGCUGUCUGGCCACAUGAGAGGAGAGGGAAGGAGGGAAUGCUUGAAUUCAAUGUUCUCUCUGGCUUGUUCCACUUCAUGCAAAUUGUGUGCGAGAUAUGUGGAUGUGAGUACUAUGAUUCUAAGGUGAGCCAUGAACUUCCUACAAACCUGAGCAUGUCCACACCCAACAUUCCAGAGACAGUACAAAUGUGUUCUAGAUGGGUCACACUAUUUCUUUUAUUUGGGCAAGGGGUGGGGUAUUUGAUUCUUACAAAUUCAUUCUUCUUUAAACCCCUGGAAGCAUAAUUUUGAAUGAUCGUUUUUGUGACUGGAUGCCCAGAUCCAAGUUAGGGGCAAGUACUCUUUGGCAGAGAUUUAAAAUCACAAAAUAUGCAGCAUGGUAAAGCUGUAUAUCAUUCUCUUAAAAUAUGUCUAAGUUCUUUUCAAAGUUGCCGCUUCUUUAGCACAGAAAAAGACCACAUGUUUGGUAAGUUUAAAACUGUGGUUUAUUGGUUCAGGAAUACAGUAAAGGCUUGUUAGAGCCAUGUGGUCUUGAGUUUGGAGCAACCAGCUCACACCUCUUUAAAGGCUGCACUUCUCAGGUAGACUGAAGGUGAACAAUAGGUUUGGUUACCUUCCCACCAACCUAGUUAAGGCUGGCAGGACAGCUUACUCUGUAGUUAUCCCACGGUUUUGUCUUUACUUAAUAUCAAGGAAUGGAGUGUAAAUUAAUGGAACCUGAAUACACUUUCAGAAUGGUGAAUUGAGUUGAAUUGAAGCCUGAAUUGAUUACAUAAAUUAAUGGCACUGUAAAAACAUUUCAGUGUUUCAUCCAACUUAAUUCUGUUUCUUCAGUGACAUUUUCUUCAUCUACACUAAGCAAGGUUAAUGCCAUUUGACUCAUUGUAAAUUGAUCUGCACCUAAACCAAGGAAAAGCGAAUUUAUGGGUCAGCUAGCUUCAGUUGCUUUUUCUAGCACAGUCCCCACCACCACCGAUUAAAUUACUGAGACAAGUAAUAUAGUACAAAAGUUUUAGAUUUUUUUUCUAUUUUUUCCUUUUCUUAUAGGUCAUUACAAAAAUUCAGCAGAUAGAAAUCCUCCGUUGAGCCCGCAAUCCUCUAUAGAUAGUGAACUAAGUGCUUCAGAAAUGGAUGAAGAUUCAAUUGGUUCAAAUUACAAACUAAAUGACUUAACAGAUGUGCAAAUUUUAGCACGGAUGCAAGAGGAAAGUAAGUAUGCUUGUGGGUCAUUUCAGUCACCAAUCUUGACUUAGAUUUUUGGAGAACUGGUUCUUGCUCUUCAUUUCAUAUGAAAUGUAUAUGUAUCAUAAUCCAUAAAGUUAUUAUCUGAGCUGUCCUAAUGUCUACCUAUUUCAGAGACUGAGCAGAGGAAAGUGAGGGAUCCUGGAAACAAAUAGGCCAAGAAAAUAUUUUUUGGGGUGUGUGGAAACAACAUCAUCCAAUGUGAAUGGCCACUUAGACCGAGAGCUCCAGCUCUGACUGCCACAUACAUAGGUUUCAAUCCCAAAAAUCUGGAUUCCUUCUUUCUUUGAUUUAUCACUGUCAGACCUGUGAUGGGCUUUCCACUGAUGCAAGAAUGGUUCCUAACUGCAUUUUUUAAAGCAAGGAAUUUCUGAAGGUGGGGCAGAUCCUUUGAAAGAGACAUCUAUCAUGGCAGGAAAGGUAGAAUACCCAAAGGGGCAGGUGGAGUUGAAUCUGCCGGUGCAUAACCGGGAGCCUUAAAGUGCACUCCUGGUUGUGCAUUUGUAUUGACAGCAAAUCUCCUUUGCUAAUAAGCUGAUAGGUGCUGAUUUCAAACACACUGAGAUUUGCUGUAUUCCCUGAGAACUCUGUAGCACACCUGAUCCCAGCAGAAAGCAGAGCUUGAAGUCAGCACUUUUCCACAGAUAUGCACGGACUUCAAGUUCCACUUUUUUGCUGAGAUCAGCUGGCUUUGGAGUCCACAGCCAGCCAAUCACAGCAGAAAAGCAGAGCUUGAAGUCAGAGCUAAUUGUCGGAAACAUCUUGGUUUUAAUUUUUCUUUCUGGCACAGCUUGUCGUGCUACAAAGGAAAGAUGGGUCACUCGAUGGUAUAGUAACAGUGUUAAAAUGGCCUACCAAGGGUGGAAGAAUGCAGGAUUGGCCCACUGGCCAGAUCCAAUUUCCUACUCCUCCCUUCAGCAGUCUGAAUUAUUCUUGACUGAUCCACCUGUCUUCCAGCCACUGACAUGCAUGCCCUGGUCACAUCCAAAUUGGACUAUUGUAACACAUAUUACAUAGGGCUUCUUGUGCAAAUAACUAGGAAAUAUUAGGUCAUGCAAAAUAUGGUGGCCAGAUUAAUUUCUGAAUCUGAUUUAUCUUAUCAUAUCACCCCAGUUUUGUUUCAACUGCACUGGUUUCCAGUUCAUUUUUGGACAAAAUCCAGUUUCAGUUGUCCCUCUCUUUUAAAUCAUGUGAGCUAAGAAGGCCUUUUUAUUUUACUGAGUUUUUAAUUUGGGUUAAACUACUUACUCCUGGUUUUAUCCUGAAUUGUUUUACAUUACUCUUAGUGUCAGUAAUGAAAACUGAUGUUAGUUAUUUGAACAGUUUUGUUUUGUUGUUUGAACUGUCCUUGUGGUAUUUUUAUUUUUUUUUUGUAAGCAGCUUUUGGUUUCUUUUAGGGAGAAAAGCAGGAAAUAAAAUUUUAAAAUAAAUAAUUUCCAAGUUAGAUGCCCACCUUCCUUUGAGGAAGAGAAGCUCUUUGUUUAUACAGUGGUACCUCGGGUUAAGAACUUAAUUCGUUCCGGAGGUCCGUUCUUAACCUGAAACUAUUCCUAACCUGAAGCACCACUUUAGCUAAUGGGGCCUCCCGCUGCUGCCGCGCCACCGGAGCACGAUUUCUGUUCUCAUCCUGAAGCAAAGUUCUUAACCUGAAGCACUAUUUCUGGGUUAGCGGAGUGUGUAACCUGAAGUGUAUGUAACCUGAAGCGUAUGUAACCCGAGGUACCACUGUCCUAACUUAGAGUGACUUUAGAAUCAAAUGGGAUCGGACAAGCAAAUAGAACUUGAGUUCAGACAAUGUCCUUACUGUUGUUAGGUCUCCGGCAAGAAUAUGCAGCUACUGCUUCUCGGCGUAGUUCCGGCUCGUCGUGCAGUUCUAUGAGGCGAGGUACAUUUAGCGACCAGGAACUUGAUGCGCAGAGCUUAGAAGAUGAAGAAGACAGCUGCCAUCAUGCGGUGCACCCAGCUGUUAACCGGUUCUCUCCAUCACCACGCAAUUCACCACGGCCUUCACCAAAGCAGUCCCCACGGAAUUCUCCUCGCUCUCGAUCACCUGCCAGAGGGAUGGAGUACAGCAGAGUGUCACCUCAGCCUAUGAUUACUCGUUUGCAGCAGCCUCGUCUUUCACUUCAAGGCCAUCCCACAGAUUUACAGACUAGCAAUGUCAAAAACGAAGGUAAAGGGCUUGGUCUCAAAUUUUGUGUGUUGAGCGCCCUAGGAAGUUGCGCGGUAGGUAGUAUUUAAAACCAACUAAAUGGUGUGGCGUUUCUGCUGAAUCUGCUGAGAAUCAUGCAAGAACAUGUAGAAUAAGCAUCUUGACCAUUCUUUUCAUUAGGGCGACUAGAAAUCAAUAAGCUUAGAAAGUAAUUGAGCUAAUUGAGUUUCGGGUAGAUAUAGAUUAUUGUCAUUCUGUGGCUGCUUAGUUUUCAAAUUUCUCUAGUGCUGAGCAGUUUAUCAGAAAGGCAGAAUAUCUAGAAGAAGAGUGACACAAAACCAAUGCAAAUAUAAAAUAUUUACUACACAUAAAACAGCAAAAUAAGCAUGGUUUAUGUGAUAAAAGACAAAACCAAGCAACAGAAUGACAGAUAAAUAGAAAGUUUGGGUUGGAAUGCUUUAGCAAAGAAAAACACACACAAAUGCUUCCCUAAAAUGCUGUUUUCAAACUAGAUGACAAAAUGAGACCUAGCUGGGCUUACCUGUGGAAGGAAUACUACAGGAUUGAUGUCAGAUCUGAAAAGGGCCUGCCCCUUGCAUUCAGUCAUUAGCCUGGUCCACACUCGACAUGAAACUACCUUUUAAAAUAAACUUUGGUUUAAUGCACCAGAAGUCCUUGCUUCUCUCCUGCUUUUGACAGUGCCAUGCAUGGAAGGAAACAAGCUUGAAACAAGACAUUUUGGCUUGUUGUGACAUGCAAAGCUGGACUCGUUUUUUUUCUUCUGUAAACAAAACCACAAAAGGAAGCUAAGGUUUGUUCUUGGCUUACUGUUUAUGGUUUAUGUGGACAAAACAAAUCACAAGCCCAGGUUCAUGUCAAGACAAAACAGAUCCGGGCUUGUUUUCUCCCCUUCCGCUGCACAGUGAGGAGUAGGAGAGGAGCAAGGUGCUUAAGUACAUUAAAGGUAAAGGGACCCCUGACCAUUAGAUCCAGUCGUGGCCGACUCUGGGGUUGCGGCGCUCAUCUCGCUUUAUUGGCCGAGGGAGCCGGCGUACAGCUUCCAGGUCAUGUGGCCAGCAUGACUAAGCCGCUUCUGGCGAACCAGAGCAGCGCACGGAAACGUCAUUUACCUUCCCGCUGGAGCGGUACCUAUUUAUCUACUUGCACUUUGAUGUGCUUUUGAACUGCUAGGUUGGCAGGAGCAGGGACCCAGCAACAGGAGCUCACACCAUCGUGGGGAUUCAAACCGCCGACCUUCUGAUCGGCAAGUCCUAGGCUCUGGUUUAACCCACAGCGCCACCCACGUCCCUUUUAAGUACAUUAAACCGUAGUUAAUACUAAACUACAGUUUAGUAUUAGAACAUACGAAAGAAAAGUAUACAUUUUCAAGCAGGUAUGGUGAACCAUUGUCUGCCUAGAGGCUGUAAUCUCUUCUAGGCCACAUGACUGUGGGUGGGGAUAGAAGCCAAAGUGGGUAGAGUAAUAAAUACUAUUUUUACCUUUAUACAAUAGGCUUGUUUACACAUACUUUCCUCUCUGGACUCCAUCCAGACAAGCAGAAUUCAUUAUUAGAGUUCAAGGAUACCUUCUAGCAAGGCACAAACAUUCAAGGAGGAUGCAAAACAGGGCCAGUGAAGGGUUUGGCGCUCCUGAGAGUGUCCUGGCCCUAAGGUUCCCCAUCAGUGAAUUAAAGCAACAAGUUCAACGUACACUUGGCUUUUGGCUGAUCUAACGUAUGGGAAACAUUGCAUGAGAAUUUAAAUAAGGCAGCUUAAUUUGAUUCUUAAAACUCUGUUUCUAACAUCUGGAAAUGUAGAAGUUAAACUUGUGGGAGGAACAUGAGCAUUCUAGUAUGGUCGGUUUUACAAAAUACAAUAAUAAGAUUCUUUAAAAAACACACAUUCCUGACAUUUUUCUAGUAACAAAGUUUCUCAAGUCAUUUUCUCCAAAGGACACAAUAGAAUAAAAUAUUGGUUAGAUAGAGCUGUCUGUGUAUGUUCCCCAAACCAUAAGUUCAUUACAGAAGAAAAAGGUCACCAAGAUGUUUGUUGCGUCAGCAUUUCCAUUUUAAAGGAUGUUACCAUUUUGAAUGGAGUUUGACGAGGUAUGUAGAACCGGCACUUGCUUGAUGAUCACUCAGCUUGGCUUCUCACUUAUUAUGGAGAGCUCUACCCUGAGCCUGUGCUAGGAGAUCCCACAAACAAUAUUUGGCAGUGUUAUUUUUCUGUUGUUGUUGGAUGUUCCUGUUCCUCAGCUUUUCAAUUGCUUUCGAUAUCUUGAGGCAUGCCUUCAGAUAUCGUGCAUUGCAAACUCUGCUUUGUGGAAGGGGGAGGGGUAAGGCCAGUUCACUAUAUAGUAAGUUUGCCUGUAAAUGGAUCCAUUAACUCAGCUCUUUAAAGCUUUCAUGUUCCUGUUCACUCCCUUCAGUUCCUUGUUUUUAAAGCUUUGAGUUCUGUACAUCCUCUGCAUCACAAUCCUUGCUAAUGCUGCCAUAGCUGAAUUGCAUGUUCUUUAGGGCCUAUGUUCAAGGGACAGCCUUAGAAAUUGAGGCCUGGUGAAGACAGGUGGGGUAUUUUGUCUUGUCCUCCCAGCACCUUUACCCAUGCCCAUUAGUUAUCGGUCAUUUGUUUUUUCUUUAAAUAAUCAACAUAAUCCUGUGGCUAUGUACAGAUGGUACCUUUUUCCCAAAGCUUGAAGGUUAUAAAAUAUAGAAACAUUAUUGCUCACAAUACACACGUUCUCUCCCUGUGGUAUCUGUCUAAACAGGUUUUGCCACUAUCUCCUGCACAUGCUCUAAGCCCAGAAUGGGACAACUUUAUAAAAUGUAACAGAAGUCCUCUUGCAGAAGUCCAGUAGAAAAGAAUUUACAGUUCUCAGAGGGGAGGGAUGUGCUUUGACACUGGCAACCUUGCUAACCUUUUCCUUGCACAUGCUUUUAAAAAUCGAACCUGGAAAAGCUAUCCGUUUGGGAGAAGAUACUGGUUAAAGUCUCCAGCUACUGGAGAAGGUUUCUAUUCCACUUUCUGCGCUGAGGUUCUACUUCAUCCUUUUGCAAUCCACUCUUUGCAAUCAUUAUCAAAUGUGCUGCCUGCUAUUGACUGUUCAGGGUGGGUAGAAUAGGGAGCCAGAAAGAAAACUGAGAUGGACUCUAGAAAGGUGAGUAGCAGCACUGGUGCUGAGGCCCAAGAUCAGGUUGUGAUGUGUUGAACGGGGAGGGGAGACAGAUAAUUGUAUUCCUGUUCUGCAGAGUUCAUCAAAGCAUGUGGUCAGUGCCAUGUUUGCUUGUUGCACCUUGUGACUCUUGACACUCCUGAUAUAGCAAAAGUAAUAGUGUGGCUGGAAAAACAAAGCUUUCCCUCAUUUCUUUUCACGUUCUCCUAGCAUAUCCCAUGCUUUCUUGCAUGCGCAUAUACCCAUGCACCAUGCUGCUGGUUGAAAGAAUCAGACAAUUCUGAAAUCUGGUUCAGACAAUCGUCUGUUUCCUUCUCCCAAGUCUGACUAGACAGUGCGUUUCCUCGGUACAAAUGAAAAUGCAUGUUGCUGCUACAUUUUUUACUUUGGUUCAAGAAAUGCCUAAUGUUCUCAAUGCUGAGUUAAGGGCCCUCGUCUGCUUUCUACAGUAGUGGACUUGGGGGCUAGGGAAAAGCUGACUGCUGCUACAGUUGUCUGUCCAUAGAGAUGUCAGAGUGUCCAUGGUGAUGCUGCCCCACAUUUCUCUGAUAGUGCGCUGCUGCUGUAAAAGGCCAUAGCUUGUGUGGCAAGGGAUCCUGUCCAGUUCUUUCCAACACUAUAGCAAUACAACUGCAUGUGGUGGGAGUCCGUCUGCAGGGGUGGAAUUUAUUUUUAUAUAUGUUAGGCAAAUAAAUGCAGCUUCUGAAAUCUAUUUCUGGUAUAAUUUUUGGACAGGAUGAACCAAGCUUCUUUGAACAGUCCUGCUAAUCUUUUCUUUCCCCCUUACUUGCAUUAUUUUUUCUUGCUUUUGAACUUUUCCAUUUGUUUCUCCUAUACUGCCCUCAAAAGCAGGGACACACGAACAACCAACAAGAAAUUUUGCUAUCUGUCUUAAAGAAAUCCCACAAAGUAGAUGGGAAAUGGGUGUGCCACACAUGAAAACUUGUGGAAUCAAAUGUAUUUGAAUGACGUAAAUCGUAAGGAGACAGACAUGCCUCCAAAGCAGCCAAGGGUGCUUGACUUCUUUAAGUCUGUUAAAUUUAAGAGGUCAUUCAAGGAAGCUGUUGAAUGUUAUGUUGGCCCACGGUCUUACGUCUAAUUCCAUGGCUUUAUUUUACUCAGUUGGCCAGUAACGGUUGACUUUUUCAGUGUUCUAAUGACCAAUUCAGCACAUGGCCAGAGACUAUUCUACAUAUUCAAGUUUGCACUUCAAUUUACUUUCCAAGAAUUUUCAGACAUAGGGAUAUAGUUGUGCACUGUUCAUUUUAAUGUAAAGCAACCACAACAACAAUUAGAAGAAUCUGCCUUUUGGAGAAAGCAACAGUUAACAUAAACCAAUAUUUAAAAAAUCCUUCUAGUAGCACCUUAGAGACCAACUAAGUUAGUUAUUGGUAUGAGCUUUCGUUUGCAUGCACACUUCUUACAAAUAACUAACUUAGUUGGUCUCUAAGGUGCUACUGGAAGGAAUUUUUUUAUUUUGUUUCAACUACGGCAGACCAACAUGGCUACCUACCUGUAACUAUAAACCAGUAUGCGCUGUUGUUUUGAAAGCAUGUUUCCUUUUAGGAAAAAGUCAGAAAAGAAUAUAACUAUGCUUGUUGAAACUGGUCCUUUCAAAAGUGAAUCUUAACUAAAUGUUAACAGUAAAUACGGUAUGAAGAAUCAAAGGGCAGGUUGAUUCGAUACAACCAUAAAAUCGAUUAGCAUGAGCAAAGACUUGAACGUCUAUGUUAAGUUGAAACUAAAAUAAUGUUAAUUUAUUGGAUUCUUCAUGUCUAAACUCUGAUUUCAUUUGAGGACAGUAGAACCUCUCUCAUAAUUUUAAUGUGGUGCUUAAAUAAUAGUUUUAUGCCAUCGUGAAGGUGAAUAUUAGUGAUAUCUCUGCAUGGUGGGACUUUUAAAACCUGAAAUUUUCCAGUGAAGUCCCAUUUAGCUGAUAAAGCAAGAAGCAUUGUAUUUUUAAAUAUUGUAAGCCACUUUGUGGAAGAUUUCUUAAAAAAACAGAGUAUAAAUCAAAUAGAUAGAUAGACAGAUAGAUAGAUAGAUAAAAUGUUUGUUUACUUUCCCAAAACAACAGUGACAUAUGUAAAAAGGUCAUAUUCUCAUGACAUAACUGUCACGAGCAAAUGAUGGUAGAGAGAAGAUGAAAAGGCAGGCCCUGACCUAUCUACAGGGAGUCUGUAUGCAUACUACCGUAUGUGUUUUGGCUUUCUUGGUACACAUUUGCUCACCAUGGUUAUGUUGAGAUAUUAGAAUGGAGUAGACCAGCAGUUUUCUUACUUCUAUACCUUAAAUCCUAACCCCUCCUACCAGACAGCAAAGUAAGUUUUGCUCUGGAUGAAAACAAUAGACAAAUUGUACUUGCUUUCUCCAUCUCUGUCUCUUUCUCUUUUUACAUUUUUUAAAUCUAGUAAUUUUAUGUCUUACUAGAUUUAAAAUUUCUUAGAUGUAAUUUUGAUAAUGUAACAUUAGGCAGAUACCAUUUGUUUUAUGCAGAUUUGUAGCAAACUUUGCCCCCUCUCAUCCUUCGGGUUUCAGGUUGCCAUGAUUUUUCAGUCUCCUGCAUCAGAUGGUAUGUUGUGGUGUUCUUGUUGUCUUUCCUUAAUACAGAGAAACUAAGGCGUAGUCUUCCAAACCUGUCCAGGACAUCUAACAUCCAAGUUGAGUCUGUGAAAAACAGUAGAAGUGACUCAAACUUUCAAGUGCCAAAUGGAGGAAUAUCUCGUAUUCAACCUCAACCCUCAGCCAGUAAGUAUCUUUACAGUGAUGCUGUAAACACAGCUUCUGAGAGUCGGCUGAAAACAAUUAGCAGCGUGUUUACAGUUUCAUGGUAAAGGGAUUAGACAUUUCAUUCAAAUAAUGCAAGCUUGGUCAGAUCUGAUGUAUGUUGGGCAAAUGAGCAUUUCAAAGUACAGUACUUAACAAUGAAGUAUGUGUACAUUGUCAUCCCACAUUACUUCUCAAUAUUGAUGGUUUCCUUAAUGUCUGCUGUCCUGAAUAGGAAGCCUUUUCUGCAGCGGUCUAUCUUGAACAUUCCAUAAGCUUGGUCUCUGUGGUGCAGUGGGUCAGUGGGUCUGGCUGUUAACCAGAAAAUUGGUGGUUCAAGCCCACCCAGGGACGGCUGUGUUCAGAAUUCCUGCAUUGCUGGGAGUUGAACUAGAUGACCCUCAGGAUGCCUUCCAACUCUUAUGAUUUGCUAAUCAAGUAUAACUUGCAUUUUUUAUAUUUAGCUUGCAUUCAUUAUCAUAUAACAUGCCUAAGCAAGGAAUUAUAAAGCCCCUAGCUGUGUUGCAAUUUGCAGCUACACACUUUUGAUUCCCGUAGAGUGAUAGUAAAAAGUGUACUAAUGGUCCCCAUUCCCAUCUUUUGCCAUUCUGCCUUGGUACAAAUUUCAGUGAGUAUCAAUCAGUUGAAGUGAAUAUGAAAUGAGAGUCAGGAUUUCUGUUACCUCCAACAGAUGAAUGACUGAAAAUUAUGACAUCAAACUCGAAAGUGCCUGCCAGCCUGAAAGAUGGAUUAUAAAUUUUAAAAGAAAGAAGUUGCAUUUUCAUACUGUUAUUUUCACUUUUCAGCAUUCAUAACUGAAUUACUUGGAUCAGCUGCAUACAUAAACAUUUUCAGAGGCAUACACUUUUAUAGCCAUAAGCUUGUCUCCUGAAUUGUUUUGAAACAAUAAUUUUAUGUAGAAAAUAUAAAAAUAUUCACCAGAGGAAAAUGUCCUUUUGAACAAAGUUGGCACUCCUUUCUGCAAAUGAUAAAUUGUAAAUUACUAUACAUAAUGCAGUAACCUGAAUAGAACUAUGGGAUCAAAGAGUAAUAAGGUCUUGUAUGAACAGGUUCUUUUAUUAAUAGAAGUUGAGGAGUAAGUGUUUACACAUCCAUGUUGCCAAAGAAUCAGCCUCUCCCUUAAUGGAACUUGUCUGAAAGGUGUGCCUAUAUAAAUGGAGAUCUGAUUUUUCAAUUCCUGAUCAUAAUUUCCUUGUUUGUAAGGAAGGAUAUGAAUCUGGUCCAUAUCGUGCAAAAAUAAUGUAGGCAGUGCUUUCCUCUUUUGGGACUGAAAUUUGCAUUCUCCUUCCCUUUUGAAAAACUAACAAAUGCUUUCUUGGAAGCCUAUAGCCAAAUUACACACAAAUACAUGGUUUAACAUUAUGUGUACCUUUGUUUAACUGCAGUUAGCAACGACUCAGGUGGCCUAGUCAGUAUUUGGCCUAUGGUUGGUAGAGAGAGGGAGCUUAAUCACCCUCCCUAGUCCUCAUGAAAAAUCCCCCUAAAAACUUUUAUUUUAAUCACAAGGGAAAUUUCUCUAAAUGUUAAUGGGAGCUUCUCUGUUUUUUUAAAAAAAACAGCAUGUCACUUAUCCUUUUUGUGUUGAUAAGGGAUGGGGUACCUGUUAGAUGACCUUGCUGGCUGGUAUUUAUAGGAGCUGGAGUCCAACAACUGUAGGGUCACAGGUUCUGCAUCCCUGUGUAUAUAUAAUUUUGCAUAUGGAGGUUCUGCUCUUUGGGGUUUUCCUGUAUUUACUGGUUUUUAUUUGUUUAUUUUUGCAAAAUACUACUGUACACUUGCAGUGGUCUUCUCACUCUUUCCUCAGGUUGUUGCACUGCAUGAGAUUAACUUGGGAGGGUUGCAUUGAUUUCUGCCUUUUCUUGCUUCUAGUUCACUCCCUAAUUUAUACUUUCACAAGCUGCAGUACCUAACAUAUGGGUGGUGGUAAUGAAAAGUAUGUCGGCAGUGUAUCAGUGUAGUUUAAGCUUGUAUAAACAUAAAUAUAUUUCAUUAACAUACCUGUAGAAGUCUUGAUGAAAAUUAUUUCAAACCUUUGCAAAUGUAAGUUGAAAAUUUGGAUUUGUUUGGCUUCAUUUUCCGUCCUGUUCAAGGCUUGUUCUAGCUCAUGAAAAAUGGGCACCUGAACAUUCUGUAGCUCUCGUACAAGUUAGUAACCUCCUUAUGGUUCCAUUUUCUUAAGUGUGGUUUAUUCUGAAACCUUGUUUUAAACUAUUAAGUAGCACAGAAGGCAAAUUUUGCAGUCUUCUACCAAACUGAAAUUGUAGAAUGAAAAAGGUGUUAAUUUAGCUAUUGACUGAUAUAGUGGAAUCAAUGUGAGCAACUUUCUCAACAAAUGUAUUACUGAAGACAUAAGUCAUGCACAAGAAAUGCUACCAUAGCAGCGUCACAUUCAUCUGUAAGUUCUUAGACUCAAAACGUUAAAUUUCUGAUUUAUUAAUUAUAAUGCACAACUCGCUACUAAAAUCACCCUCCUUUCCAAAGGAUUGGAAAGUUGCCAGUAUAAAACAAAAUGUUUAUAAUGGGGUCAGUAGUAUUUAACUUGUUCCAAACUUAUUUGGACAUUUUGCAUAUUACGCCAAGCUAUUUCAAAUGGUAAACGCUUAAGCAGAUUCUGUGGAACUCUACAACUGAAUCAGUUAGCAGUACAGUGGCAGAUGUUUGAUCAUGCGCAAAGCGGCUUUUAAUUAUAACUUGACGUAUACAUCGAAUUGAUUCCAACUACCUGGGAAACAGUUUGUGAAGUUAAAAGGAGGUGUGGCAAAUUCAAGGUUAGGAAUCUCUAAAGGGUUGGAAAUAAAAUAGCUGUACAAGUUGAUAGUGCACCAGUAUUAGAAACACUAUGUCUUAUUCUGGUCACUGGUCACUCAGUCUCCAGAAGGAUAUCUUAAUUCUAGAAAUGUCACAAAAAACGUGUGGCAAAGAUGAAUGUGGGCUGGAACAAGUAUGGAGCAGCAUGUGUGUGAAAAGAGAAAUUAUCCCGAACACUAGAAUUGGGAUAAUCCAAUUAAACUCCCAGUAGGUUUAGAAUAUACAGAGGAAGCAUAUAUUAAUGCAGUCUGUGGAAUGAAUGGUCACAAGAUGUCUCUUUCUAAACCAAGACAUUUUUUGUGAGAUUCCUAAAUGCUUCUCUCCAUCAUUGAAGGCAAGAUACUAGGUGGGCUUUUUCUGGCAUUGUUUAGCAAGGCAUUUCUUGCCAUGAGUUAAAUACUUGAUUUGAAACUGUAUUUUGAUGUUACUUGUCAGAGAAAGUGUUGGUUGGGUAACAUACCCAUGGCUUUUUAUACAUCAUUAAAGCAAACAGUAUAUCCUACAUGUCUGUCUAUCUGCUAUAGAAGGUUGUGGGCUGAACUAUAUUUGUAAGAACUAAUAUUUAUAUUUAAAUAGUUUUUUUCAGUCCAUAAGAUUAUUAUUUUUUAAGUAAGCCACACUUUUUAAUGGCAUUAUUGUUGUUGUUUAUUAGAUUUAUAUAUGUGACCUAAUAGUGGAAUCAUAAAUACAACCCCCCUUGGCUCUGUAAGGGGAGUUCAGGAGAAAACAGUGCGUGGGGGGAAGGAAAGGAAAGAUUGUUCCAUUGGGCCAGCAGAAAUGCUUACGCUGGUGGAACAUUUGCAACAGUGCAACAUUCAAUUCCUCCCCACAGAAUUGACUUCUGAAUAGCCAUGCUUAAGUUUGUACCGUCAGAAAAAGUGGGCACAUCCAUUUAUCCAAAGCAAAAAGAACGCAUUUCUCCUUGCUGAAGGGAAGGGAGAUGGGGAACCAAAGAUAAAUAAGUGCUUCUUGGUGUGUAUUAACAAUUCAAUGUAGCAGUAGUAGAACACCAUUUCCUCAGUUACACUUUCAUCUAGAUAAUUCUCAUUCUAGUUCUCAAUGCCAUGUUGCUCAGCAUAGUCAUAAACCUAGAGAAGUGCGGGGCAGGUUCUUGUGAAGCCUGCUUUUGACUUGAUCUAUGUUUAAGGAGAAGGCUACAGACUUCUGCAGUGCCUCAAUUUUUGCAUGAUUCCCCCCCCCUCCUUGUCUUCAUCUAUCUGAGUUUUGUUAUUUGCCAAGCUGAGUUAAAACUCAUUGUGCUAGUAAACUGCUGAGAACCUGGCUUUAAUCAGGAUCCUUAAAAUUCAAGCGACUUUAAGAGCAUAUCUCAUUUUGUUUUAAUCUGGAUUAGCAGUUGCCGAGUGCAACACUGAUCCUAUGAGAUAUUUCACACACAAGAAAGAUGGGAAAGGCUUGGCUGAGCUCCAUGUUUCUUUCCUACAAGUUACUUAAGUUUCUUUAACGUAUAUGUGACUCAGAAAUAUAUAUAUUUAUUUUGACUUAAGUUAGAACUGUGUCUGAGGAUGACAGUUGCAGAGGACCACCAUAUUGUGUUGAAUUCUCAGCCAUACUUGAAUGCUUUUCAAGCAUUGAUUUGCCUCUAUGGUCCUCUCUAUCUAUGGCAGGCAUUAGCUUACAAAGAGACCUCUUAGAUACAGCAGCUGGCUUUAGAUGACAUUUUGUUGUUUGAGCUUGUUCCUGACUUUUCUUUAUACAUCAGAAUUAGUUUUUGAUUAAAGCAGAAAUACUAGCUUCAAUAAGUGAUCAGUCUUGUGUGAAUUCCUGUGUAUAAAUAUGCAUAUAUAUGUACAUACAUAUUAUGACACAUUUUCUUCAACUUCAGAAGAAAGAAGCUAUGUUCCUGAAUUGACUAUUUGGAGCUGAAAUUUUGUGUCUUUUGUUGAGUUAAAUGUGACGGUUGUGUUCUGAAUUUAACCUUGCACUGAUUUGGCUGUGGCAUGUCUGGCUGGUGGUUUGUUUUCACUUCUGGGCGUGUGGAUUAUUUUUGCCUCCUUGGGCUUUGGCCUGCAAGAAACUCUUUGCCUGCUAAAAUGCUUAACACAGUUUGUACCAUGAAGCAUCUGACAUUUACCUUUGCAAUCCUUCUUAGUGUGGUGAGCAUCACUUCUGUAAAGCAAAGCAAAGCAAAGCACUCCUCCUCCACUACUACUACUACUACUGGAGCCGUAACAGCUUUUGAAAACUGUUAUGCUUUUUUUGCUUCCUGAUUUUUCCUAGGUAGAUAAGGUCCUAAAAUCUUAAGUGAACUUUGAAUUCAUUAUCUUCUCUCUUUAGACAGAUAUGACAUGUCUUUGUUUCAACAGCUCUGCAAAGGCAGAAAAAAAUGCCCCGUGUUGCCUUCAAAACCAAACAGCUACUUCCUACUCCAGCUACCAAAGGAGGUAAAUUAGCUUACAGCCAUUUAAUGAAAUCCAGUUAAAUUCAGAAAAUUGUUCCCUUGUGCUUAGACUUAUGCAGUUGAAAUAAUGCAACUGGAGUCUAACAGCAAGUGCUUUUAUUGGUGAAUGUAAUGGCAUAAAUGCUCCUUUAUAGAACAUUUCAGCAUUGACUAUUGGCUAGCUGUUGACUGUUGUGAUCUUCCUUCAUAUGCUUCUUAUGAAAAUAAAUGCUAAGUUUUAGCAAGCUUUGAUCUUAAAACUUAUCAGCACUGCUUUAGGAUUGCUUAAAUACCUUAACUGAUAAAAUAAUCAGUUGUGUUAGAAUUUAUCCUAUGUUCUGCUUUAGAAGAAUAAGAGUAGGUUAUAUUAAGUUGGGGCAAACUCAUGUUUUCUAGGUUUAGAGAUGGUGCCUAUACCUUUGUUUUGGGCAAUAGCACUGCCCACUGUCUUGGAGUUCUCAAAAGACUGGAUAUGAUUUUAAAGAACUCAUUGAUUACUCUUACCUCUUAAUGGUUUUACAAUUCAAGAAAAGUUAGUGCUAAGCUAAAUUCUAAAGAGAACAGCUAUUUAAUUCAACUUGCCUUCUUCUUUAUUUUAAAGUAGCAGGCAUAUUCAGAACAGUUCUAAGGUUGCCUAACACUCUCCAGAUAGACCUUUAAUUAUUGGGUCCUUAGUUGUCAUUUUUAUUCAGUCUUCUUUGUAGCCUGUUUGGGAUAGCUGAACCAAAUUCUUCAAGCCUGGAAAACUUGGAUACUUUUCAGAAAUUAACAACUGCUCCUGGUUGAAGGUGGAGCUGUUGGUUUAGACUUAGGCAGAUUAUCUAUCCCAUUGUGUUGCCCUUAACUUCAAUAUUCUUUGUAUAAAAUCAGCACACAUCAUUCAAAACAUCUGCUUAAUACUUUGGUUCAUAAUACAUAAUUUCAAAAUAUAGCUUGCAUUUGUCAUUGCUAAAUGAGAUAUUUUAAAGAACAUUUUUUCUAAGUAUUUUGAAGCAGAAACAUUUGCCAAGUGCAGUGCAUUUGCAGAAUACACAUGUAGCAUUUUCAAAGAAUUCUGCCUUACGUCUAUUAUUCAUGUCAUUUUGGUUUGGCUCCCUAUUAAAAGUUUAUAAUCUUAGCCAAAUUAUCUUUGGAGAAGCUUCUUCAUGUUCAUAUUGCUAUGACUAGGUGUGUAGAAAGUUUUUGUGGGUACAGUGUAAAGCUAGUCAGUUCCGAAUUUAUGUGAUUUGGUACAAUAGUUUUUUGAAAGAAUGAUUUCUUUAGACGCAAGGUCUUGAAGCCCAUUAUCUCAGUUCUUUUUGUUCUUGGACCAUAGCAUUGUUCUAAUUAUUUAUUGAUAUUUUGUGAUACACUCAAUAGCAGUCCAGACUAUUUGAUCAUUCACAAAGCACAUUUUGUCUCAGAAUUUUAUUUUGGACUUAGGGCUUUCUGUGUCCUUACUCCUGAAACACCAGUCCUUUUUCUGCUUAGAAUGGUUAAUGGAUGGAUAACCUAAAUGUCUUCUUCCACCUAAGUUCAACAAUAUGCUACUUCUCUGGCCCUAUAAAAUACCUCUAACAAUCUCUUGCAUUUGUUUUAGAAUACUGUAAAUUCCUUUUUAAAGCAGGAAAUGACAAGUUUAGGUUGUGUGGCAUACUUCACUGCAGUUAUUUACAAGAAGCUAUAAUUCUCCUUUCCUUCUUAUAUCAGGAUGUUGCUUGCUGAUCAGUACUCUGGGUGGGUCGGUCGGUAGACACAGAUAGAUUAUACCUAUAGGGCUAAGAUUACGCAAGGUAUUUAUUCUCAACACACGUGUUGUUGUUUGUUACUACAUAUUCCUCCAUUAUUAUUAUUUUUGCAAUGCUUGCCUUAAGUGAAGGGCCAUCAUUAUGUCAUAUAUGGGAGACCAUUCAGUUUUGCCUUGAGAUUAUUAAUAUUGAAAAGUAUCAGUGUGGAUAGUUUCUCUAGAAGCGUGGAUGUUCAUAGAUGUUUUGUAAGCAAAAGGCUUCUGUGUAAUGGAAUUAACUAGGCAGUCUAUUAAUAAUUACAUAAAGCUGGUCAGGGUUUGGAGCUCAAACAAAGAAAUUCUUUUUUGAGCCACAUGCUUCCUCUUGUAAAGGACCUUUUGUUACAGCAAAAUUCACAGCUGUGUGCAGUAAGUGGGCAGAGUGGGGUGUUGGAAACUGAAAUAUUGUAUAAAGUGAGCUUGGAUGGUCUUUCUUAUAAUUUGAAUAGAAAGGACUAGGGAAUCUAGUUUUUGUUUUAUUUUAAAGGGUAUGUGAGACUGUAAGAAUUUCCAAAAAAAAAAAAAAACAUCUUCAGUUUUAUUCAUAAAGCUCACGUUAUAAACAUUGUUCAGUUGUUCCAAAAACCUUUUCCUGUAGCACACUGAAACUCCAUCCAUUAUUUCAUUACAGGUUCAAAGCCUUUUAAAUCCUGCAAUUACAUUUGAGGUUUCUUGUACUUUUUUACUUUUCUUAUUUAGGAGUUUUUGUAGUUAUUGGUCUCUUCUGAAACAGCUCACUUGCUUUUGGCUUUUUGCUGCCUGGGGUGUUUGUUCAUUGUCUGAUCAUUGGCUUGUCUUGUUCCAUAAUGCCACUGUGGAAUGUUCCCCCAGAAACAUGCCAAUAAGGAUUCUCUAUACACCUUUAUCUUUUCUCAAGAUGCUGUAGCCUGUGUAAUUUGAGGGUCAUGGGAGUUUUCAGAGCUUUAAGAGCAAUUCAGACUUGGUUAUGUGAAUUUAGAUUCCAAUAAUUUCUAGUGUGAGUUUGUAGUAUUUUUUUUUUAUUUAUAAACCCUGCCUUCAUCAUAUUGAUUCCAGCAUGUAGUUCACCUCUGUGAAACACAAGGUCUAGCUACACUGUCUGUGAACUACAGUUAUACUUCCUAGAUUUCUUAAAGGAAUAGCAUCUUAUAUUGUCUGUGAUUAAAACCUUCUCCAUUGCUUUUAACACUCAGACAUUGCCUCAUAUUUAUGGUAUACUCCCUAAUAAAUGUAUUUUCACAGUGUACAGAACAAAUUCAGUAGCAAUGGGCAUUUCUCAUACUAAAUGCAUUUUUUAAAAAAAAUCUGCAGUGCAUUACAAACUCUGCUAGGUUUGCUACAUCAUCUUAUGAAUAAUUUGAAUGAGAAGGACUGUAUGCAUAACACAUAUCUACCCCCAAAGAAAGUGUUGAAAACGGUCAGACCAAAAUAGGCACAAAACUAUUUCUCUGUCUGUUAGCAUAACUGAUGAUAGGUGUCCAUUUUUAUACUGCCAGACAUCAAAUGUCAGUCUCCUUCAGUAGAACAUUGUGAGUGUGUAGCAGGCUAUACACAAACUCUGUGCUUAUAAAAAGAUGUCUAAAACAUCAAUACCUCUGUGUUGUGUUGUGUAAAUCUAUAGUACAUUGCAGGUGCUGAAACAGUUUCUGCCUAUUUUUUAAGCUGCCUUUUGUUGUUUCUUCGCCACUGAAAAUGACAUUCUUGUUUUGAUGAUUUUCCAGUUCCUUCUCCCAGUAAAUUCCGGUCCCCAGCAGCACCAUCUCCUCUGGCUCUGAGACAGCCGGUAAAAGCGUUUAGUAACCAUGGACCUAGCUCUGCCGUUCCAGAAGCUGUCCAGCUUUCACAUAGCAGCUCUUCACCAGGGCCUUUAGCAGCUCCCAAUUCAGUCUCUCCAAGCCCAGCCAGCAGCAUCAACAGUGCUACACUUACAAGACCCGCAGGGACAACAGGGAUGAGGAGUGGUUUGCCAAGACCUAGUGCCCCCUCCGCUGGGGGCAUACCAGUGCCUCGUAGCAAACUUGCACAGCCUGUUCGCAGGUGAGUCUUGCUUUCAUUUUAAGAUUUCAUACUGCAGAAGCAGUCUUCCGUACAAGUGCUUGCAUGUCUCGAACUCCAAUAGUGUAUCAUUUAUGCUGUGCACUAAUAGCAAUCCCAGUUCUCCUAGUGCUGUUUUUAUGUAGUCAGAAAGGCACCACUGACCCACAGGAUAGAGGUAUUUUCAGAGUAUUGGGGGGUGGGAGGACAGGACCUAAAGAUUGAGCAUGAGCGUUCUCAGUGGUCACAGAAUGCUGACUGAAGUGGGGUGGACUGUGGAAAACCAGGGAAAGGCAUCUUUCAGGUAAGCUGGUUGCAAGCCAUUUAGAGCUUUAUAGGUCAAAACCGUCACUUUGAAUUGCACUUGCAAUCUAAGAGAAUUGGCAGCCAAUGUGGGUAAUACAAAAGGGGAGGAAUACAAGCAUUAGAUUUCACUCCUAUAAGAAGCCCGCUUGCAGCAUUCUGAACUUGUUGAACUUUCCAAACUGUUUUCAAAGGCAGCCCUACCUCAAGAUAAGAGAUGACUUAAGGAAGGGAUCACUGUAGCAACAUCAGGUAGUUUCAGAAAGGCACGCAGCUCAGCUGGUGCACCCACCUUAAUUGUAUAAAGGAAGGCUAAGGCCCUAAAACCCAGAUAUAAAACUGGGUUGAAGACCACCCCACCUGCAAGCUGAAUCCUGCCUUUUCCAUGAGAGUUCAGCCACUUUAAAUGCUGGAUGAACAUCCAAACGGAAGCUUUUGCGUUUGAUCAGAAAACCCUCUGUUUUGCAUAGUAGUAGUAGUAGUUGUUGUUUAUUAAUUGAAUUUUUCCUGGAGGUCUCAGGGCGGUUCACAUAAAAAUAUCACAGCAUAUAAAAUAAAAAUAAAACAAUAACCCACUAAUACCUCCCCCCAAAACGGCCACAUUUUAAAAGGGUAUGGGAUGUUGAUCAGGUCAACCAAAGCCCUGGUUAAAAAGGAACGUUUUUGCUUGGUGCCUAAAGGUGUAUAAAUGAAGGCACCAGGCAAACUUCCCUGGGGACAGCAUUCCACAGACAGAGAGCUAUUGCAGUUCCCAUAUGCUAGCCCUCACUGAGUUCAGUAUUAACACCAAUCAUUUACUACUUCUCUCUUAGUUGAAUGUAAGUGGCUUUUGAGCUAAAGAGGUUGCUGUUGCCACAGUUAACUUCAACACAGAGGUACAGCCAAGCUUAUUUUCACUGGGCACAGCUCACCAGAAGCCAGUCCUUUGGAACUCUCGUGUUUUAAUGCAGUUCUUGUUCAUUUCAAGAUAGCUUGCACAGCACAAAAGCCCCAGUAGAAUGUGCUGUUUGUGGGCGGGUCAGUUUGGAUUGAUUUUGGUACUAGGUUAAAUUUUAGAGAAAACAAUUGGAGCAGUCUUUUCUGAAACCUAACCUACCUGAACAAAGUGAAAUGAAAAAAAGAUCAGGCCGUAUUUAUGACAUUGCCUUUCUGAAUCAGGCGAAGGUCUUAUCUAGUCCAGCAUCUGCUCCCAAUAGCAGCUAGCUGGAUGUAUCUGAAAUGCUAAAGCUAGUUUAAAUGUUAAUGUUGUCUGUUAGUUACUCCAAGCGUAUAUUGCUAAAAGUUAAUCUAAUAUUGGGGAUAACUUCUUAAAAUGAACAAUAGUUGGUGCUAAUACCUUCAGUGAACUGUAAUUUUAAAGAAGUAGUUGCACUUGUAUAUCAUGGUCUAAGACUUUCUUGGGAAUGUAUUUUUGUGUUUCAGAACAUUGCCAGCUCCCAAAACCUAUAGCAAUGUGAAAGAUGAGAGUUGGAAGGACGGCUGCUACUGAAGUGCAAAGCAACACUGUUCAGUAGGUACUCCUUCCCCAGGCUAAAUGACAGAUCAAUAUGCAGACUGAUCAGAUAAGACUUUGGGGGUUUGCAAAUCCCCAGACCUCUGUCCUUAAUUAGCACAAGCUGGCAGAGAUUAUAAAACAGCACUUUAAUGACAUUAACAUCAGAUACUUGGUGAUCACUCAAAUCACUUUUACAUGAAUCACUUUUCACCUCCGGAGCUUUCUCUCCUCUGCUACCUAAAAAUUGUUAUAAAUGCUCUCAUGGAUACAGUGGUCAACAUCUGGGCAAACACCUAACACAAUGCCAAAGAAACAUCUAUCCUGAAAAACAGCAUGUAAAAUCGUAAAAAUAAAAUUAAAAAUAAAAUCUAAAACAUCCAUAUGUGACUUGAUUUGAUUUAAGGAAAAUAAUUUUCUGGAGCUGUAGUAUGUAAACAUUAACAUAUUAAUCAAAGGGGGGGAAACGGCUUGCCAAGUGCUACUGUGGUAGUGAAAUCCUUUUAAACAAUUGUGGAAGAUUUCAAUGGAGAAAUUGCUGAGUCACAGCAGAACCAUUUUAUCUGGAGUCUCAUUUGGGAGUGGUAGGGAAGCCAUGUCAUUGUUUUUAUCUUUUUGAACAAUCCGGAUGCAGCAGACCUCAUAUAUCUGGGUUGGAUAGGUUGCAUCUUUUUAUGUUGAUUUCUUGACCCAAACUGGUUUUGUGUUGUUUCAUUUGGAUUGCCAAAAGGGCUUAGUAUCAACUGUACAAUCUUUCUAAACUUAGCAGUUCCUGGCUCAGGAAGAUGGCCUUUGCUAUCGCAAACAACAUUUUGAAAAACACAGCUCACACUAUUUUGAGAAGUCCUUUUUCAGAUGAAAUUUCCUUGAAAAGGGAGAAAUUGUCCAUUAAAAUCACACCUCAGUGCUUACAGCCUGGAACUCAACUGAACAUGCGUAGAGUUAACAUAAAGAAAAGAUGACUAUGCACUUAUGCCCUAGAGAUACUAAGGAAAUGAGUUGUACUGUUGAUACCAAAUGAUUAUAUUCAUGUGGGUAAUGUUUCAUGGUAUGAGGGAGUUUUCUUUAUCUUUUUUUAAAGAAAAAAAUGAUUAGCUUCCUAAACUAAUUUGUGUUUAAUUGUAAAUACUUCUUCCGAAGUUAUUGCCCAUGUUAGUAUUUUAACUAUGUACUUUGCCUUACACCUGUAUUUUACAUUGUUGGUAAGAGUUUAAAAAACGAAAACGAAAAAAAACAACCCAGCCAUAUAUGUUUACAAGAUAUUUAGUUCCUCUAGUGGCUGUCAGACUAACCAAUACUUAUCACUAUUUUUACUUGUUUGCAGGGUUGCCUGCUCAGUUAAAAUACAAAACAAAACCCUGCUGCUAUUGACACCCUAUUUCCCUCCCUUCACAAACAUACAUACCUUUUAAAAAAUGUUUUUGUUUUUUGCUGCAUUGAACGACUGAAGAUGUGAAAACAGCAAGCUGGGAGCAGGUCCGUUGUAAAUGUCUCUAUGGAUGGGGCAGUCUCUCAGUAUGACAUCCGCUGUGAGUCUGCAGCACUCAUGAAGUUCUUGUUAAAACAAGGCAGCCAGGAUACUUUUUAUGUAAUGACUAAAGAAUUCAACAGGCUCUGUUGGAAUUGUGGUAGGUUGCCUUUGAACCUCAUUCAUGCCUGCCUCAUAAUAUGUGUGUUUUGAAUUUUGCAGCAAAUGGUAAUUCAUCCUAGAAUUUCACAGUCCUCGGAUUUUUAGUUUUCUUAGCUUAGUGGAUUAAAAGCCAUGCAACUUUUACUUGAAUUGGAUAAGUGAACAAGACAGACUAGGACCAGAUCUCUGAUCCAGCAGUUUCGUAAUCCGCGGGCAGUCUUUAUUGGUUAAACAAGAGGCCCUUCAUUUUGCCAUGUUUAAGUCACGGGAUUCUUACUGCAGGAAUUUUUAGGAUGCUGAUUUCUAAAGACACAUUAUGGGAAGAAAGGUUUAUGUACAGGUCCAAGUACCCAAAAAAACUGGGCAUUCUUUCUGAUUCUUGGUUUAAACAGGUCUUAUAAGUAGAUUUCUUCACAAUUCUUUCCAAUGCUACUUUUUGUAUACGGUGGAAUGAUACGCACGGCGAAUCAUAAGCACAGUCUGGGAAGUGGAAUUCAUUUUAAUUAAAAAAUACUUCCCCUGAUCUUUGCAUCCAGAUAAAAGUCUGCCUGGAUGAAAUCUACUGCUCUAGUGUGUCUUCCGAAAUCAAAGUAGCCAAUAACCUGUCGUAAACCUGAGGUAGGAUUAAUAGUGUUGUACCGUUAAUCCAACACAUGUGAUGUUGAGCCAAAAAAAAAAAAAAGGCGAGGUACCAAAAUAUUUUAGGUAAAACUAUCGGGCUUCAUUUUUCAAACUUGGCUCUAAUGAAGUAGAUGUUGCAAUCUUCAGAAGUGAGGAAAUUCUAAUUUGUGCUUUUAUUAGGAAAAUGUUUAUUUUAUGUUGUUCAGAAAUUCAGAUGUUACCUUUUUAACCAAGGUGCAUCGCCUUCUUUUAUAAACCACUUUUUAAAAAUCAAACUCAGCUGUUCAAUCAUUUUGAAGGUGUAUUAAGUUCUGGAAACAUCCUGCUGCUACAUCAUAAUAAAAAUCCAGCAAAUACAAAUUCCUGAAAGAAGAAAACUGCCAGUUUACUAGGGGAGAUUUUGUGCAUUACCAGUUUAUUUGAUUACCAGGACAUCCUAGGGCUUUAUGUGUUUAGAGGUUUGGGUAUAUUGAAGAAGUGUGGAAACAUGAAUUUGAUAAACUAGUGCCUAUGAUUUUCUUAAUUUAUGUUUGAUAAUAGUAGUAAGGGUUUUAUGAAUGUGGAUUAUUUUUAGUGCCAACAGCUCAGAAUUGUUGUAUGUAUGUAGGCAGAAAAGAAAGGAAUUCUGCUUCCAAAGUUAUUUAAUUUUUUUCUCAGUGUUUGAAUGUUUUUGUAAGUGUUAAUAAAAAAGUAAAAAAAAUGGAAAAAAUAUAAAUAUUCUUACCACAGC